UUUUGCGUAUUGUCCACAAUCUGGCGUGUAGGAUUUUGUUAUUUAGAUUUUUCACACAUCGAUACUGCCUUUCGUCGUCCCCAACUGCGCCUUGUUUUAACUGAUCGCUUGUCUAAUAUCUAUCAUCAACCCAAUAUCACACCAAAGGGCUGCGUUGUCGCACGUUCCUUUCUGGAUAUAGACUUACUAAUGUUGACCAGAUGCUUCUAAGAGGCAGGAUCAAACUCCGAAAGUCAAGCAUCGAUCUCCCAAAUUCAUGUGUAAUGUCUUGGCUAAAGCUCGUAUCGGCGGCAAAUUUAGCACAUUUCACCCUUUUGAACGUCUCCCAAUCGAGUUACAAAACAUUAUUUGGGAAUUUUCCAUCGAACCACGAUUUGUUCUUCACAGAGAACGGGACAUCAGAUCAAAGAGGAAUAGGAAAGGAACGCUGGAAGAAGUUGAUGAUAGCGAAAUCUACCAUGACGAUCUUCCAUCUGAUGAACUUCCAUUUUGGCCUCGUGAAUACAGUCAUCAUAUUGUCAUCGAUUGGAUCACGAUUCCUGGCUGUCGCCAUACACCGGCAAUCUUGCAUGUAUCUAAGAAAGCUAGGGAGGUCGGGCUUCGCCAUUAUAAAGCACAAAAAUCGUUGCAAGUAAUUCUCCAGGAACAUGACCCGCCUCGAUUUCACAACCGAUUAAAAGGCAGAGCCCAGUUCAAUUUAAACUCAUCGAAAUCAAUGUAUCUCUCCCAAAAACAUGACUUGCGGUGCUGGGAAUCUUAUUUUUAUUACAACAAGGUUUAUGAACCUCUUCCAAUUAUGUCCGUCGACGUGCGGGAUUUUAUCCACGGGUUUCUCCAUCAACUGGUGACCUUGAGAACUUAUAACCGAUUUAAAUUUCGUGAACGAUUCGUUCCUGAAGAUUUUAUUGGCGAUGAGAAAUCGCCGCGGAAGGAGAGAGCGACAUUUAUCAUUGAUAUGUCACCAAACGUCGAUAACGAUUCUCCCAUGGAUAGGAGGGAAGAGUUCAGGCAGUUGGUAAAGGAAUUACGUGGCUCCAAGCAAGUAGUUAUGCCGUAUUUCGACGCCGCAGGUAUUCAAAAUUAUCGCACAAUCAACUUGAAGUAUAGUCGAUUCGGCUUUUGCAAGGAGUGUCUGAAGGCAACAGAGGAUGUUGCUAUUGAGGCGGAUAUGGAAGCCAACUUAGAAACUUGGGCUAAGCCAAAGCAUUUACGUAAAGAGCUUCGAAAGUUGAAAGGCUCAAUAUUACAUAAUAAAUGCAAGUCGUCAUGCGAUUUAACGUGGGGGAUUCCCUACUAUAAUACUGCGGUCGGUCGGCUGGUGAGGUAUGGGGUGCUAAUCCUGAGCAUACCACUCAUUCCGUUCCUGCUAUGAAUAUCCCGAUAUUUAUACCACCCGCAAGAAUGUCGGUUUGCAUCCUCAUUGGAAAUCUUGGAAAUAUAUGCAGUCGUUCCAAGGCUUAGGCUUGUGCCCACCCGAGGUUUAGAGAAACUGAUCAAGAUUUCUUCAUCUUUUUUUUUACACCUUCCAGAAUCAUUCUAAGCUAUCUACAAACCAUAUUCAUUCGGAAUCUUCUGCGAUCUCGAAAAUACAUUCACUAUGCCGUAUUAAGCUUUUGGGCGUCUGAUUCAGCUUCCGGACGGUUUCUAGAAAUACUCAACUUUCAUACAUCGGGAUUUAAAAUUUACAGAUUUAAGGCUCUAGACGCAAGACUCAAUCAUUCAGGUUCGCCGAAUCGCAUGCGAAACAACUCCUCAAGUGGCGUCGGAACUUAUCACGCUUCAAAAACUCUUGGAAUCGCUAAAGGGGGCUGGACUCGCGUAAGUAACUUUAAUUGGGAAUUUUAGUAAAGAUUUGUUUGUUCGUAUCGUUGUUGCAUAUUAUUACAUUGUACGUUCUGGCACAAUAAGGGCUUGGGCAUUUGGAGACCUAUCAUGAGGAUCUGGAAAUUGGUGGAUUCGCUUGAGUGGACAUCUUUGCACGAUAAGGAAAUCGCAGGGCGAAUUAGUCUUUAUGCCUAUAAGAGGUUCCAUUGAAGAAGGAGUAUAAGUCUAUUAUAUGCUGGUUUCGUCACUCAUUUAGAC
Sclerotinia trifoliorum is the source of this 2082-nucleotide messenger RNA. Lineage: Eukaryota; Fungi; Ascomycota; Leotiomycetes; Helotiales; Sclerotiniaceae. The record is from the annotation of a GenBank genome assembly.